GAGCAAAACAAUUAUUGCACAAUUUUUAUUUCAUUGAAAUAAUGCUUUACUCAUGAAAAUAACAGAAGAUUCAGUGGAAUAUCAACCUUGUAGUUUUUCAAAACAGGGCGGUGACCAGCAUAGCCGCUUGAUUUUAUUCAUUUAUGUGUUGUGUUGUGAAGGCUGCGUUAUCGAGUUAUCAGUAGUCUAUAAUUACAGUAAUUAAAAUUUUGUUUUUUUUUAUCAAGUAUGACUCCACUUUAGGCUGAAGUUGUAAACAGUUGACUUCUGUUGAAAUAAACGAGUAGUUUUAGUUAAAAACAAUGAGUACCAACAAUCAAAAUAUGGAUAAUUUCCAAGACUCACCACAAUUUCAAGAAGCUGUUAAAAACGCUGUCAAUAAAGCUCUUUUGGAUUUCUUCGAGAAACUUGAAGUAAAGGAAGAAAAAUCUGAGGGAUGUCCUUAUCUGACACCCGUUCCUCCGUGUUGGCAAACAUGUACCGAUAAUGAGUUGCGAGAUCGGAACAAAGAGAAAUGUAUACCACCCUUUUGGUUCAUGAGACAUUAUUUUGAAAACCAACUUCCUCCUUGUUGUUGGCAGGAAGAGCAAUGUCAGAGACCCUGGAACCCACCAAGCAGGUACUUCGACGGACCUGGAAGAGUAAACGAAUACAGUCGUUGGCAACAAGAACCUAGAGGGUGGGCGCCAUGGUGGGCUCACCGAAAUGCUGAUACUACAGAACAACCACCCAGAGAAUGGACUCCAUGGUGGGCUACUAGAAAUGCUGAUGCCACUGCUAGGGGCGUGGAUAACAAUAGACCACAACAACCACCAAGAGAAUGGAGACCCUGGUGGGAAAACAAAAAUAAUGAUACUUGUGAACAAACACCUAAAGAUUGGGUUCCAUGGUGGGCAAACAGAAAUACCGACACUUCUGGUAGGAGUGGAGAUAACAAUAAACCACAGCAACCGCAUAGAGAGUGGAUACCUUGGUGGUUCGCCAGAAAUUCUGAUAAUCAUGGGAAAUCUGGAGAUAACAACAAUUCCUCCAGCUUCUGGAGAUGAUUUAUAUUCAAAUUAGAUCCAUUAGAUCACCAUAACUUUUUUAUUUGUGUAGAAUUUUUGGAAUAAAUAUAUUAAAAUUUUAUUACAUUAUAUAGUAAAAUUGUGAAAAUCGCAUUAAACAAAUGUUUCUUCA
This is a messenger RNA of Diorhabda sublineata, 1179 nucleotides long. RefSeq names its product bifunctional endo-1,4-beta-xylanase XylA-like. The transcript has 3 exons. Bases 303 to 1046 code for a protein of 247 amino acids. Lineage: Eukaryota; Metazoa; Arthropoda; Insecta; Coleoptera; Chrysomelidae. The record is from RefSeq and is a predicted model, not a curated record.